AUGGAGCAUAAUCCGGACCUUUGUGUUAACAACGAAGGGGAAUUCGAAAGAAUGUAUGUAUGUGUGAAGAAUAUGGCCGAUAUCGUUGUGCCGCAGGAAUAUGGCAUUCGUAAGGAAAACAAAAUAUGCGUGGCCCAGCGUGUCUGUACGCCUUUGCUGAAGAAGAUUAGAAACGAUUUGCACCGAUGUAUUGAGUGUUCCGAAGAAGACGAAAGUCAGACAAGGCUCGAUCCAAGAGCUUCUGAAGGCAUUGCCACACCUCUUCGUCACGUUCGCACCCGCCUCUACUUCACUAGCGAGAGCCAUAUUCACACAUUAAUGAAUCUCAUUCGAUACGGUGGACUCUGUUCGGUCGAUGACAAGAAAUGGCAGCGUGCUAUGAACUUCCUCUCUGGUGUCACUGAGUUCAACUAUAUGACGCAGGUUGUUCUGAUGGUGUAUGAAGAUAGUCGAACUGAUAGCAUUGCAACUGGUACAGAACGCUUUCAUAUUGAGUUGUUGUUCUCUCCAGGGCUUUAUCCAUGUUUCCUGACCGAGAAAGAGCGAAUUUACGAAAAUCGACUGAAUAAAUCUAAUGGUAUGACGAAGAGUCACUCGCGUGAAGGAAAUUGUAACGGGUCGGUUUCACCUGCAUCUGCAGACGCAGCCAAAGAAAAGAAUGAGGAACUUCAGCCGAUAUUUAUAUCGGUGCCUGUGCCGGCAGACGAUGUGUCUGUAUCAAGCGCGAACGAUGACCAGAAAGCAGCCGAAACUACUGGGUUGGUGAGCUCGUCGUCGAAACUGCCCCAACCCGAUUCGGAAGACGACCUCAAUGACGCCCAUUCUGUAAAUCUAGUUGCAUUGGACGAAGUGAACACGAAGCAGUAUCCUGGAGAAGAAAAGAUGGGAAAAAGGCAGAGGCAUGCAACCGGAGGAGAGAAAGCGAGUGAGGAAGGCGAUUUGCCGAGAGAGGAUCUAACGAUAGAUUGGAGGCAGCAGAAUGGGCUAAUGAAGAGUCCCAGUCAGGUACGCAUAGAGUAG
Messenger RNA from Cooperia oncophora, 1020 nucleotides. The record is from the annotation of a GenBank genome assembly. NCBI's taxonomy places the organism in Eukaryota, Metazoa, Nematoda, Chromadorea, Rhabditida, Trichostrongylidae.